AUGGUGAGACCAAGAUGGCAAGCUGAUGUGCCCGAGGAUGAGCUACCCAGGGGUGAUGGAAAUUAUGCCAUUGCGAGGGCGUUGAAUAGGAUGACAGAGUUCCUCCAGCAGAAUUUUCGACCGCCGCAAGGAGAUCCAAAUAGAGCGGUCCAAGUGGGGUGCACCUAUGAGCGCUUCUUGGCUCAUAGGACUCCUGCCUUUUAUGGGGAGGAGGAUCCAAUGCGAGCUAGGAGGUGGAUUCUAGAUCUUGAAAGAACCUUUGAAGUCUAUGGGUGUACUGAGGCCCAGAUGCGGUUUAAGAAAGAAUUUGAUGAUCGAUACUUCCCUGUUUCGGUGAGACGACAAAAGGCUCGAGAGUUCAAUAAUUUGGUUCAAGGAGGCAUAACUGUUGAGCAAUAUGCAAGGAAAUUUAUGGAGCUUGGACGGUUCGCUCCUCACCUUAUUGCCACCGAAGAGUUGCAGGUUGAGCGUUUCAUGGAGGGUCUGCGCCCCGAAGUACGCAGACAAGUGGCUUGUCUUCAGAUUAUGGAAUUUCAGAAGUUGGUGGACUUGGCCAGUAUCGCAGAACGAGAGAAUAGCUUUGUAGUGGGCUCCCCUCCGGGAUGUCGGACUCCAGUGUGCCCUAGAUGCAAUAGAGCCCGUGAGGGCGAUUGUGGUCAAAGGGGAAUUCAGUGUUAUAGAUGUGGCCAGCCGGGUCACUUUGCUCGGGAGUGUCCCAGUCUAGUUCAUGGAGGUCAAGGAGGACGAGGAGGUCGACGAGGUGGAAGGGGCAACCAGAGACAGUUGGUACAAGCCCAGGUCUAUGUAGUGACUCAUGGCGAUGUGGAUUAUGAUGCUCCAGAGACCCACGACGCUGGGGUGAUUACUGGUAGAGUUCGUCUAUAUGAUUUCUAUGCAUGUACUUUGUUUGAUUCUGGGGCGUCCCAAUAUUUUGUGUCUGCCACUUUUGCUCAGAUGUGUAAUCUAGUCACGGAGCCUUUAUCACAAUCUCUGUUAGUGUCUCUUCCAAAUGGUGAGAUGGUAUGGUGCUCCAAAGUUGCUUUAGGCUGUCCUUUGGAUUUUGGUGGGAGGACAUUGGACGCAGAUUUGAUCGUAUUCAAGUUGCUUGGAUUUGAUAUAAUUUUGGGAAUGGAUUGGCUGUAUCGAUAUUCUGCAAAUAUUGAUUGUAGAAGUCGAGUAAUUGGUUUUCAACUCUCAGAUGGGGAUUAUUUGGAAUUCGUGGGAAGCAAGUUGAAGGCAAGACCAUCAAUUAUAUCAGCAAUUCAAGCUAUGAGAGAUAUAGCUUGUGGGGCAGAUGCUUUUUUGCUCCAAGUCGUGUCUACACCAUCUGAGAAGAAAUCUUUAGCGGAUAUUCCAGUGGUGGAAGAAUUUCCCGAUGUGUUCGUGGACGAGUUACCUGGAUUGCCUCCCGUUCGCGAUAUGGAAUUUGUUAUUGAACUGGAACCUAGGGUGGCUCCUGUGCAUAAGGCUCCUUACCGCAUGGCACCGGCCGAGUUAAAAGAGUUGAAGACUCAAUUGCAAGAAUUGGUUGACAAAGGAUUUAUUCAGCCUAGUACUUCGCCUUGGGGAGCGCCUGUUUUGUUUGUCAAGAAGAAAGAUGGUACUCUCAGAAUGUGUAUAGACUAUCGGGAGCUUAACAAGGUGACUAUCAAGAACAAGUACCCUCUUCCUAGAAUUGAUGAUCUGUUUGACCAGCUUCAGGGAGCAGCUGUCUUUUCGAAGAUUGACUUGAGAUCAGGGUACUAUCAGCUGAGGAUAAGGGAUAAGGACGUGCCCAAGACUACUUUCAGGACGAGGUAUGGGCAUUAUGAAUUUAAAGUGAUGUCUUUUGGGUUAGCGAAUGCUCCUGCCGCUUUUAUGGAUUUAAUGAAUCAGUUCGUGAGAUACAAAGUUUCUUGGGACUUGCCGGUUACUAUCGAAGAUUUGUGGAAGGUUUUUCUCGACUAUCAGGACCUCUCACUGCCUUGA
Molecule: messenger RNA, 1968 nt
Organism: Juglans regia (Persian walnut)
Lineage: Eukaryota; Viridiplantae; Streptophyta; Magnoliopsida; Fagales; Juglandaceae
Exons: 4
Coding region: 1-1968 (655 amino acids)
Molecular function (GO): nucleic acid binding; zinc ion binding
Source: RefSeq, a predicted model, not a curated record